AUUAGGGUUGUAGGAAGCGGGUGUGUAAAGAAACUGGUCUGAGCGCGGAAUCUAAGACCGGUGUAAGGUGUGGAUGCAGACUCCCUAACUAUAGUGAAAAAUAUGAAAUUACGAGUCCGAAGUUUCCGAUGUCGACGUAUUUUUCACUUAAUUCUAGUUGUCAUAAUAAUCUUUGUCACAACAAGUUUACUUAAUAACUACUUGUUUGAAGAAAAGGUUCUUAAAUUACCUAGUGUGAUCCCAAAGCCACAGAUAAUCGGACCACCACCUAAAAUUCCAGAGUCUGACCAGGAUUCUCGUCAAAUCCAACCACCUGCACAAAUACCUAUAGAAACCGAUGUUUUAGAAAAGGCAACAAAGGUUCUUACUCAAACACUUCCUAUUUCUGAAAAGCUUCCGUCAAUUGCAGCUUUCAAUAAUGGAACACUUAUUUCCAAGGAAGAAAUUCAAGGUGGCUUUCCUGCAAAUGAGACAGUAGCUUCUAUACGAGAUAAGGUUCGAGAGAUGAUGAAGUUUGCUUGGAAUGGUUAUGCUACCUAUGCAUGGGGAAGUAAUGAAUUGAGACCGGUUUCAAAAACUGGUCACUUACCCUUUGUGCUUGGAAAUGAACCACUCGGAGCUUCCUUAAUCGAUAGUUUGGACACUUUGUACAUAAUGAAUUUGAACAAAGAAUUCAAUACAGCUGUAGAAUGGAUCGAAACGAAUCUGGAUUUUAAUAAAAACACUCAAGUAUCGGUGUUUGAAUUCAAUAUUAGGUAUAUUGGUGGCUUGCUGUCUGCCUACACAUUCAGUAGAAAACCUAUUUUAUUGACCAAGGCGGCUGAACUUGCUCAACGUUUAUUACCUGCAUUUGAUACACCUAGUGGAAUUCCAAUGAGUUUAAUCAAUUUGAAAACGGGAGAUAAACAGAAUUUUGUCUGGGCAAAUGGUCGAUGUUCAAUUCUAUCAGAGUUUGGUACAUUACAUAUGGAAUUUAAAUAUCUUUCUGAGUUAACUGGUAAUCCAGUCUACUCAGAAAAGGUUGAUGUUAUUCGUAAGGUUUUGGAAGAAGUGGACAGACCUAAUGGAUUAUUUUUUAAUUUUAUGGAUCCGAAUACAAAAUCAUGGUGUGGUAAAGAAGCUGGUCUCUCUGCAUUAGCUGAUUCAUUUUAUGAAUAUUUAUUAAAAGAAUGGAUUCGUACUGAUCAUAAAGAUGUGAAAGCUCUUGAAUUAUACAAUUCUAGUUUAGAAUCAUUCUUAAAAGUUGGCUUAUUUCAUAAAAGUCCUCAACAUAAUUUACUUUAUGUUGGCAAAUACAAAUAUGGCGCUAUUUCAAAUUCAAUGGAUCAUUUGGCUUGUUUUGUUGGCGGCAUGCUCUCUCUCAGUGCAUCAGAUAAAAAUGAUCCAUGGUUUCAACGUGGUGUUGAAAUUACUGAUACUUGUAGAAGAAGUUACGAUAGUGCAUCAACAGGUCUUGGUCCAGAAAUAUUUUCAUUUACUGAUCAAUCUUCUGCAAUCGCGAUUACUCAAUCUCAUAAAAUGUAUCUUCUUCGACCAGAAACGGUGGAAUCAUAUUUCUAUUUAUGGAGAUUUACUAAAGAUCCAAAGUAUCGUGCUUGGGCAUGGGAUGUAGUUCAGGCUAUUGAAAAAUAUGCUCGUACAAAUGCUGGCUAUUCUGGUUUACAUGACGUUUACUCUACUAACUCUACUUUAGAUGAUGUUCAACAGUCGUAUUUCUUAGCAGAAACACUGAAAUACCUUUAUUUAAUAUUUUCGGAAGAUACUUUAUUACCGCUUGAUAGAUGGGUGUUCAAUUCUGAAGCGCAUCCAUUACCUAUUCAAAAUAAGGUCAAACUAACACCUGGCUAAUCAUUCGAUAUCAUAUUUUUGAUGUUGAUGAUAAUAAUAUCUCCAAUGUCCAGAGUUUUGUUUUGUGCAAAAUCUGUAUUGUCUCUCAUCCUUUCUGAGUUGUUUUACUUCCGUUUGUUCUCUUCGUAGAUUCUUUAAAUAGGUGCUCUGUUUUCUUUCUAUCACUGUUUAAACGCUGCUUGUGUGCAAUUACAGAAAGGAAGAAGGGAAAGAAGAAAAGUGUAUAUAUACAUAUAUAUUCCCUAUAACAAUGAUCAGGUGUGUAUAGAACCUUUUUUUCUUGUCGUUUAUUUCACAGAUAAGAUUAAUGUAUGCAAUUGAAUGGGACUAGCUAUUUCACAACUUUACACGUAACAUUGUGUUUGCCAGAUGAAAACAAAGUAAUUCCUCGCGAACCUCUUUCAUCUCUCGUCACAUUUUUCUUUAAAGUUGUCUUUUCAACUAUAUCUGUUUUUUUUCCUUUUUGUAUUUACAUUGUAUCUCUUUUUCAGUCAGACUGUGAUAAUUUUUCUAUUUAAUGUCUUAUGGAAAUUAGAUUAUAGAUAACUUUUUUUAAUCCAAGGCUUCGUGUUCAAUAUUCUUGUUCCUUUCCUUGAUUCUUUCCUGAUGUUAUUCUGUCAUCCAGUUUACUUUUAACCUUUUCACACUUUUCAAUAGAUUUCUUUUUUUUCUAACAGCAAUAUCUAUUUUCUUCCACUUUCAGGUGAAUGAAUCUCUUCUGCCUAUAAAUAACACAUUUAUUUAUAUUUUAUAUCUAUGCUUUUCUGUUUCGUGUAAAUCGUUAAAGAUUUUUAUUUGUUUGAUUGACAAACAUUGUCAUUCGUACGUUUUAUUAAUGAAACUAUUAUGCCUUGUUUAAUGCCACGCAUUUGACAACAACAUUAUAGUCCGUAACCAGUACCAUUAACAUGGUUCAAUGGGCCUAAUGUAGUAUCAUACAUGUUCAACUAACCUAUUCAACAAGCGAAGUUUCACCAUAUAUAUAGUAGACACAGAAUAGAAAACAAUUAAAAUUAGAAUUGUGAUUAGUGACUUGCCACAUGAUAUUAGUCCGUGAUUUCAAGACAUUUGACUUUCUGUUUGGUCAACUUUUAAAGUAUUUGAUAGUAUUAUUUUCUAGUCAUCAUACAAUCAAUUCAUCAUAGUAUUUGUGUUCGUACUAUUAUUUUAGAAAGAUAUGUAAUUUAUUUUAUUGACCUUUAGAAUUUAUAUCUCAUAAAAACCGUCUCUCAGUAACGAAAAUAAUUCAGAUAAUGCUGAAACACUAUAUGCAUCCAUAAUUAGUAUUACUGGUUAAUUAGUCAAAAUAAAUAUUGAAGCUAAAAAAAAUUCUGUACCAUAAGAAUGCGUUUGGACCACAUUGAUAUAAGUUUUUAUCAAUAUAAUAUUUCUUAAGACAAUAGUUAUAUAAUUAAACUAAUUUAUUGAGUUUUUGAAGAAAAAUCUAUUUGUUCUUACUCUCUGCUUACUUCAGUUAGCCUUAUUUGAUGUCUAGCCUAUAGAUACAUAUAUUAAUAUACUAUAAUUCAUAUUGUAAAAACAGCAUGAUGAAAUACUUUCUUCAUUUAAAUGCUGUUUGUUUGUCUUCAGUUUGACGAAGUAAUUUUGACAUCUGAGAUGUAUUAAAGAUCAUUACAUGUUGAUUAUUUACGAGAAUAAUGUGGGCAUCAAAUAUAUCAAACUAAAUUUGCGAG
Molecule: messenger RNA, 3542 nt
Organism: Schistosoma rodhaini
Lineage: Eukaryota; Metazoa; Platyhelminthes; Trematoda; Strigeidida; Schistosomatidae
Source: the annotation of a GenBank genome assembly